Molecule: messenger RNA, 357 nt
Organism: Funneliformis caledonium
Lineage: Eukaryota; Fungi; Glomeromycota; Glomeromycetes; Glomerales; Glomeraceae
Source: the annotation of a GenBank genome assembly
UUACCAUCAAAUCAAGAGCUUCAUGAGCCCGGAUUUUUACUUCGAACAAGCAAUUCAUUGAUGCCGGUUCUUAUUCGUGCGUCUACGAUUGUUGCCGGUGUGAUAAUGUGUAAUGCAUAUGUUAACAGGGAUAGAGGGUCUGUCACGUCUUGUAUUGACAAAAUUUUCCUUUGCGGCCAGACCAUUUGGAAGACAACACCAAAAAUGACAUUGAUAGUGAAAGAAACUGUAUUUGUGAAAACUCCUACUUUCUUUUUGGUUAAGGGGACGAGAAUGAAAAAUUUGUCAAUCUCGCUAAGGUUAGAUAAAUCCAUUUUUCAAGAUUCAUCUUUAACUGUUGUGAGAUCACGGACAUAG